Molecule: messenger RNA, 1179 nt
Organism: Caenorhabditis bovis
Lineage: Eukaryota; Metazoa; Nematoda; Chromadorea; Rhabditida; Rhabditidae
Source: the annotation of a GenBank genome assembly
AUGCUGGCCCCCAUAUUUGUCGCAAUGUUCGCCAUUCAAAAUCAGACAUUGGCGAAAACAUAUUAUUUUAUGACUGUUGAAAAUCUUCCGCCGAAUUUCUGGCUAGACGAGUUCGCCGUCGUUUCGCCAAUCACAUCGGUAUUUCAAAUAUCCGAAUAUAUCAUUUUCUUCGUAUUUGUCUACACAAUUAUAACAGCAGUUGCAAUAACCGCGUCUUCAAUGAAAAGAGUGAAGCCAGAAGCCAUCAAUGUCAGUUAUAAAUUGUUAAAGUCAUUAUUAGCAAUGACGAUUUUCCACUUCCUUCUAAUAAUAUCAGCAUGUGCUGUUUGUAUUGUUUGUGGACAAGCUGGUAUUAAUAGUUCUGGUCUUUCUUUAACGGCGACAUUAAUUGUCCUUUUUCAAGGACUUCCUUGUAUAAUGAUUUUAAUAUUAUCGCAUAAGCCAUUUCGAGCAAUGAAUUGUGCCACAUUGGUUCAUGCUUCCGCAUUACGCGUCAAACUUGUUGUACCACCAACCUCGAGUUAUUUCACUUUUAUUAAGUAUCUAUCCAAUCUUGAUAUAUUUAUGACCUACCUUCUCGCGUUAAACCCAAUACUUGUGGUAAUUUUAAUGAUUGAAGAUCAGUAUACAGUUAAGAUGUUUUAUUUCAACAUUCUGUCGGCUAAUGUGCCGCCGAACUUUUUUUCGAACAGUUUUGUCGCCUCAACAGCGUCGACACCCAACUUCAAGAUUGCUGUCAAAAUUCUAAUGAUCGAUGUUCUAUACGCAGUAGUUGUGUCUUGCGCAUUCCCAAUUGUCGCUUAUUCGAUACUUUAUUCGUGUAAAGAUUCAAUAUCAGAAGUUGUUGCAAAAGCUCACAAGGUUUUUUUGAGAAGCACAUUAUUCACGGCUAUUAUUUUCUUUGUGUUUGUGCUCAUCCCAUUUGCUUGUUUGGUCGUCUGUACGGAAUUGAAACUGUAUGAUCAAAUUCUUACAAAUGCUGUGAUUUUCUUUAUAAACAUUCAUGGAUUUGCUUCAACGACGACAUUACUUAUCACGAACAAGCCUUAUCGAAAGAUGAUCGCGAGACAUUUGAGGAUCAGUAUGUUGAUAUCUUUACCAAUUAAUAAGUUCAAUUCGAAUCUUGAAGUCACUCGUCAAGAGGUUCAUUAUCGCGUUUCGUCCGAUUCGGUGAAAUGA